This is a messenger RNA of Leptidea sinapis, 3550 nucleotides long. It is a transcript of the gene Ir25a, whose product is annotated as ionotropic receptor 25a. Gene Ontology annotation, molecular function: transmitter-gated monoatomic ion channel activity involved in regulation of postsynaptic membrane potential; glutamate-gated receptor activity. The record is from RefSeq and is a predicted model, not a curated record. Gene Ontology annotation, biological process: synaptic transmission, glutamatergic; monoatomic ion transport; modulation of chemical synaptic transmission. Bases 256 to 3027 code for a protein of 923 amino acids. Gene Ontology annotation, cellular component: plasma membrane; postsynaptic membrane. The transcript is spliced from 13 exons. Lineage: Eukaryota; Metazoa; Arthropoda; Insecta; Lepidoptera; Pieridae.
GAGUGAUUUACAUAAACGAUUACUGUUUUGUAGUUACAUUAUGUUUCUAUUGUGUACACUAGACAUGAAACGUGUUAUUAAGUGAAGAGCGUAUAGUAACAUCAAUUAGGGAGGGUGAAUCAAGGCCGGCUAUCACCUUGGAGACUCUAUAGACAACAACGACCUGACACGUUCGCGGCUAUCUUUAACGCGCGUUAAUUCAACUGGAAGCACAAGUCCAAGCCAAUCUAAUGACGGCAUUUUAAAAUAUAACCAAUGAUGCAUUUUAUAAUAAUUAUAGUUCUACUUAUACAUAAAUCGUUUUCACAAACAACGCAAAAUAUCAACGUUUUAUUUGUAAAUGAAGAAAAUAAUGCAUUGGCUGAGAAGUCGUUUGAAAUAGCUAAGGAAUAUAUUCGGCGUAAUCCUAAUUUGGGAUUAGCAGUUGAUCCAGUUAUAGUGGUCGGAAAUCGAACAGAUGCUAAAGCAUUCUUAGAAAAUGUUUGCAGAAAAUAUAAUGAAAUGAUAUCAAUGAAAAAGUCACCGCAUAUCGUGUUGGACUUCACUGUAACUGGAGUGGGCUCCGAAACUAUAAAAUCUUUUACCUCUGCACUUGCGUUGCCUACAAUAUCUGGCUCUUUCGGUCAGGAUGGUGAUUUACGACAGUGGCGAGGCUUGAAUGUAAACCAAACACAGUAUCUCUUGCAAGUCAUGCCACCGGCUGACAUACUUCCUGAAGCGAUACGUGCUAUUGUUACUAAGCAAGACAUUACAAAUGCCGCGAUUAUUUUCGACGAGUUUUUCGUAAUGGAUCACAAAUACAAGUCGCUGUUACAAAAUAUUCCGACACGGCAUGUGAUUACUCCGGUGAAGAGCUACAGUAAAGACGAAAUAAAGACACAACUAAGGAGCUUGAGAGAACUAGAUAUUGUUAAUUUUUUUGUCGUCGGCAGCUUAAAGACAAUCAAAAAUGUGUUGGACGCAGCGAAUGAAAAUCAAUACUUUGGAAGAAAAACUGCAUGGUUUGCUAUGACAUUAGAUAAAGGAGACAUUGGUUGUGGCUGUAGGGAUGCAACUAUAGUGUUUAUGAAGCCAACACCUGACGCCAAGAGCAGAGAUCGUUUGGGAAAGAUAAAAACAACAUACAGCAUGAAUGGAGAACCGGAAAUUACCUCAGCGUUCUACUUCGAUCUAUCCCUGAGAUCGUUUUUAGCAAUCAAAUCGCUGCUGGACUCUGGCAAGUGGCCAAAUGAUAUGAAAUACAUCAGUUGCGAUGAUUACGAUGGUCAGAACUCUCCAAAUAGAACCUUGGAUCUGAAGACUGCAUUCGAAGACAUCAAAGAAACAGCAACAUAUGCACCGUUUUAUAUACCUGAAGACGGGUCAAUGAAUGGCAAAAGUUUUAUGGAGUUUACAACAGACCUAACUGCUGUGACAAUAAAAGAUGGCGCGUCCAUCGGCAGUAAGUCUCUAGGGUCAUGGAAGGCUGGAUUGUCGAAUCCGCUGUUACUAAAUGAUCCAGAAAACAUGACUGAUUACACAGCGCAACUUGUUUACCGUAUUGUAACAGUCGAGCAAAAACCGUUUGUAAUAAAAGAUGAUGAUGCUCCAAAGGGCUUUAAGGGGUACUGUAUAGAUCUGAUAGAAGAAAUAAGACAGAUAGUGAAGUUUGAUUACGAGAUAACUCUAGCGCCUGAUGGUAAUUAUGGGACUAUGGAUGAUAAUGGCAAUUGGAAUGGAAUUAUAAAGGAAUUGGUGGAGAAAAGAGCUGAUAUAGGAUUAGCGUCCUUAUCGGUGAUGGCUGAAAGAGAGAACGUGGUUGAUUUUACCGUGCCCUAUUAUGAUUUGGUUGGUAUAACAAUUCUUAUGAAACAGCCCAGAACGCCGACGUCGUUGUUUAAAUUUCUGACGGUUUUGGAGAAUGAUGUUUGGUUUUCCAUACUCGCAGCGUACUUUUUUACCAGUUUCCUCAUGUGGGUGUUUGACAAAUGGAGUCCGUACAGCUAUCAGAACAACCGCGAGAAGUACCUCGAUGACGAGGAGAAGCGAGAGUUUACGUUGAAGGAGUGUCUGUGGUUCUGCAUGACGUCACUUACACCUCAAGGCGGAGGCGAGGCGCCCAAGAACCUGUCCGGCCGACUGCUGGCUGCCACCUGGUGGCUGUUUGGCUUUAUCAUAAUCGCUUCUUACACGGCGAAUUUGGCUGCGUUCCUCACCGUCUCUCGCCUGGACACUCCCAUUGAGUCUCUGGAUGAUCUGUCGAAGCAGUAUAAAAUACAAUACGCGCCGUUAAAUGGAUCCGGCUCAAUGACCUACUUCGAGAGGAUGGCCAAUAUCGAAGUCAAGUUUUAUGAAAUAUGGAAGGACAUGAGCUUGAACGACAGCCUGAGUGACGUGGAGAGAGCCAAGCUGGCGGUGUGGGACUAUCCGGUGAGCGACAAGUAUACCAAGAUGUGGCAGGCCAUGCAGGAGGCCGGGCUACCCAACUCUGUGGAGGAGGCAGUCGAGAGAGUGCGCUCUUCGAAGAGUUCCAGCGAGGGCUUCGCGUGGCUGGGGGACGCUACCGAUAUAAGAUACCACGUUUUAACAAGCUGCGAUCUUCAAAUGGUUGGUGAUGAGUUCUCCAGGAAGCCUUACGCCAUCGCCGUGCAGCAGGGGUCCCCGCUUAAGGAUCAAUUUAAUAAUGCAAUACUUCAAUUACUAAACAAACGUAAACUGGAAAAGCUCAAAGAAACCUGGUGGAAUAACAAUCCAGAAGCAAUGCGGUGUGAGAAACAAGACGACCAGUCAGACGGGAUCUCCAUACAGAACAUCGGCGGCGUGUUCAUUGUUAUCUUCAUGGGGAUAGGGCUGGCUUGUGUCACGCUCGGUGUUGAGUACUGGUGGUACAAAUGGAGACGCCGCCCCACCAUUGGGGAUGUUUCGCAGGUCCUGCCAGCAAAAACUUUAAGAAAUAAUACAGAAUAUAGAGGCGAUAAAAAGGGGGAAGAACAACUAUCACAGAGAGCUAAAAAUUUAGUUCUAUCUGAUUUUAAGAGAAAAUUUUAAAACAUAACUUUUAGUAGAAAAUUUAUGAGCUUCUUGAUCUCAAUAGUCGUAGUUUGUAAAAUAUUUUUUGUUUUGCCUGUCUUAUGUCUCAUUUGUAUUUUUAAAGUUCUUUAGACGCGCUGUGUGCACUAUUUUGAGUGUUUUAAAUGAGAAGGCGAAUCAGUCAGAACAAAAUUAACUAGAGAAAUUUAUACACAAAAUGAUUUAUAUUGUAUCUAAAUGUUAUUGUAUUAGCAUUGAAAAAAAAUAUAUUAUUUCGUAUUAUAAGCCUUGUAUUGAUGAUAUUUUCAGUUUUGUCGUGUGGUCUUUUAACCGCACAUAGUAUUUUUUUUUAAUUUAACAUUACUGGAAAUAAUAAAAGCUCUUUAGACGCUAGUUUAGGAAUUUAUCUUUACUUAUUCUAAUUUGUAUUGUAUAAAGUAUUAAAUCUUGCCCAUUUAUAAAUCUGUUAAACAAUUUUGUAAUUUUUGUAGUUUUGUAAUUUUUUUUGUUUAAUUAUAUGCAGAAAUGAUGAAUAAACACA